Molecule: messenger RNA, 3702 nt
Organism: Vollenhovia emeryi
Lineage: Eukaryota; Metazoa; Arthropoda; Insecta; Hymenoptera; Formicidae
Product: leucine carboxyl methyltransferase 1
Exons: 4
Coding region: 116-1066 (316 amino acids)
Biological process (GO): C-terminal protein methylation
Cellular component (GO): cytosol
Molecular function (GO): protein C-terminal leucine carboxyl O-methyltransferase activity
Source: RefSeq, a predicted model, not a curated record
GUUGUGUUACGCUUACGAGCGAGCGCGCGCGAGCGAGAACGACAGAGAGAGAGAGAGAGAGAAAGAUAGGGAGCGAGCGGUGCGGCAACCCGCCACUGUCCCCGGCGCCGGUGGGAUGAUCAAGGAUAUGGCGGACGAUGAGGCCAUACAGGCCACCAACGACGACGCCAGCGAGUGCAAGCGGUACGCGGUGCAGCUCGGCUACUGGUGCGACCCGUUCAUCAGCCUGUUCGUGAAGCAGACCGCGCGGAAGGCGCCCGAGAUCAAUCGCGGCUACUACGCCAGAGUCAAGGGCAUCGAGCUCUUCGUCGACAAGUUCCUCAAGCUGUCCGGCGGUAAAGGUCAGAUCAUAAACUUGGGUGCUGGUUUCGACACCCUUUACUGGAGACUCAGGGAGGCCAGGAACAGCCCUGCGAAUUUCGUGGAGCUCGACUUUCCCAGCAUAACCGCGAAGAAAUGUUACCACAUCAAGAAGCACAAGCAAUUAAUCGAUAUGCUGAACACCGAAGACGGAGAAAUCCGAUUCUCGACCACGGACCUGCACGCCGCGAAUUAUCAUCUGGUUGGUACAGAUCUGCGACACAUAGCGGAGCUAAAUAACAAAUUGACCCAAGCCGAAGUCAAUUUCAAUUUACCCACCAUGUUCCUCGCAGAAUGUGUUCUAGUAUACGUAGACGCUGGCGCGACCUCGUCACUCUUGAAGUGGCUAGCGGGCAAGUUUCCGAACAGCCUCUUCGUCAGCUACGAACAGGUGAACAUGAAGGACAAGUUCGGCCAGGUCAUGUUGUCGAAUCUACGCAGCCGUGGCUGUUUAUUGGCGGGCGUGGAGGAUUGCGAGGCGUUAGAGACUCAGCAGAGACGCUUCACCAUAAACAAUUGGGAGGGCACGAGCGCGUGGACGAUGGUGGACGUUUAUGAUUCACUGCCUGAAAUUGAUCGUAGUCGAAUCGAGCACAUAGAGAUGCUGGACGAGCGAGAGCUCCUCACCCAGCUGCUCCAGCACUACUGCAUCGCCGUCGCUUGGAACGGACAAACGUUUAAAAAUCUGUCUAUAGCACAGGGUUAGGUAUUACCGCCUGACCCCUUCUCUCUAUGUCUCUCUCGCGAGUUACUCCAGGUAAUGACGUCACGUAAUUCGGGCUCGACGGGCCCGCGUAAGUUACGUAACGCCCCGGUCGACAGCAGGAGAUUAACGUUUCUCAGAUUGCGCUUAAGUACAUCCCGAAACUAAUCGACGAGUUGAAAUAGUCCACGAGGGUGUAGUAGCCUCGAGUUGAAAUGCUUCUAACUUUUUCGUCUACGGAAACGUCGUAAUGAUUUUUAUAUAAGCUGUACUUGUUCGUUCCUUGCCAAGCGCGUAAUUGUACGCGUUGCGAGCCGUUUAACGAGAUAGCUGCAACGAGAACGAGAGAGAGAGAGAGAUAGGAUCGCGAUGACCGAAUCGCGCGAGAUCCGUAGGCGGCUAGCUAGGCAUCGACGGCGGUCGGACAAGCACUGGCAUCCUUUCGCAGACGAUAUUUCCAGUCAUCCUAAUUUAUGUGCGACAUAUCUGACUUAUGUGUUAAUGGUAAACGAUUCUACCUGCGAAGACCGUCUCGCUCUUCAAUGCAGAUUCAUGUAUAAAGUUUUACGGUCGUUAUUAUAAUUAUAGAUUGCUAUUGUUAUAUAGUCGCGGCUGAACGGCGCGACGCGGUGCGCAGAGUAAUUUAUUAUACCUAUUGUACGAGACAUCAUUGAGGAUCAAACGGUUCAACUUAUUACGUCUUUACCACCUCGCUUGUUAUCCGUGUACAGGCACACCUCGUUUUGCCGCGCAAUUUUUCCAACAGCAUGCUCACUUCGUACUUCUGUGUCACAUUUUUUUUAGCGAUAAAAUAUUUUUUAACUAAGCCGUGUACCUACACAUGUUUUUUUAGACAGUGCUGACACUUAAUAUGCCACGGUGUGGUGUAAGCAUAACUUUUAUAUGCACUGGGAAAUCAAAUUCUUGUGUUUCGCUUCGUUGCGAUGAUCUGGAACCGAACCCGCAGUAUCCUUCGAGGUAUGCCUGUAUAAUCUCUUCAUUUUAAUAAGUGGACGUUGCAGAGUCCGCGCUGGUUGCGAAGGAUAAUUUCAUACAUACGAAGUUUUGCAAAAAUCUCCUCUUUUUAUCUGCAUUCUUCUACGAUUUUCGCGCGUUGGGAACGCGCUCUCACUCAGGUGGGGACAAGUUUGAAGGGAAAGAGGCUGGAAAGAUGUGUAGAAGGUACAGCUAAAAAGGCGCGAGUCUAUAUUUUUAACCUUUGACCGCAAAUACAAAGCUAUUUUUCUGAAAAAGAGAAAAAAAUCAGUCGUACAUAGAACUUCGAUUCUACGAAAGUCUUAAUAUAUAUAUUACGAUAUAUUUGAGAUACGAUGUAAAAUUAUUCCUUGCGCGCGCGACCCGAUCCUUGUGUGCAUGCGUGUGUGUGUGUGCGUGCGCGUGCGAGAGUGCGUGCUAUAUGUUAGAGAUUACGAUUUAUUGAGCCGUGAUAAGGCGAUUAGUAUUACGAUGUAAGCGAUCAGUUUCGUACAGGCGCGUGUCUUGCGAGCCGCGCGGAAAUAUAUAUAGUAUAUACAUAAAUGAGUGAUUACUUAAAAUAAUAAAUGUGUGCAACGAAAGUAAGACUUUAAGUGUCGAGCGUGGUACUCUUGCGAAGGAAUCAACGCGCGACCGGAUACCACGCCUUUGCGAGCAUCAGCCUGAAAGAGAAUCGGCGAGACGCGUUCGUGAUUAAUUUCAUUCGCUCGCUCGUAGAGACAUUGAUAACUCGUAACAUUUGCUUGCAUCGAACUGCGAAAUUAAAGGAAGGAGAGACGCGCGCCGAUGUUCUUCGAUAUAAAAAAAUCCGACCGUUUUUUACGUUUUAUCAUACCGGAGACGCUUAUGCUAGCACAGUAUUCCGCUUCUUUUCAACACCAAGUGCGACAAAGUAUGUUGCACUCAAAUCAGGUCACGUGUCGACACACGAUAGCGAGGGAUCGAGACAAAGAUUUAUUUUCAUAUUGAGGAAUAUCAGGGUGACGCAUGUGUAUUCAGUCUAUAAGGAUAAUACGAGGAGAUAUCAUGAGCUUUUACGAGAGACACUCGAGUCAUCCCUUUUGUAGGUACAAAGUGCGUAAAGCGCUCGCGGAGCGGAGCCCGGAGACGCUGUCGUCGCGAGGCGCAAAACGGAGAUUCGCGACCGCCGAGAUUGUUUAUCGAGCAUCAGCGUAAGGGGCAUUGAUCGCGUUUCUGGAGUCCGACGGCCUACCCGAAUUGGAAUAGUUCUGCAGCGACCUCGUAUCUCGGUGCGGUACCUUUCACUUCGGCGAUCUCGCGCUCAGCCAGCGUGCGACGCCGGCUCUCCGGGGUUCCGCCGACGAGCGAAUCUCUAUUAAUCACCACGUUCUGUCUUGCGUGUAUUUCCCGACACCGUUUCUUUCCGACACCUUUAGCGUUUACGCGAGCAACGGUAACUUAUUAGACUUAAGAGAGACGACGAGGAUGCGACGCGGAUCUCCACCGGCGACCGCGCGGAUCCGCGGAAGGAUGUACGGGUGUGUGGUUCUUGGGUCUCUUGCCCCUUCGACGAGUAAAAUUAUACAUACCUGGAGUAACGAACACAGUAUAAGAAAAAAAAAAGAUAGUCAGAUGUUCUAUUUUUCUCAGAAGUUACGAAAAAUUGCAGCCAUUGUUACGAU